Molecule: messenger RNA, 2033 nt
Organism: Aspergillus pseudonomiae
Lineage: Eukaryota; Fungi; Ascomycota; Eurotiomycetes; Eurotiales; Aspergillaceae
Product: glycoside hydrolase superfamily
Exons: 2
Coding region: 274-1893 (539 amino acids)
Biological process (GO): glucan catabolic process
Cellular component (GO): extracellular region; cell surface
Molecular function (GO): glucan endo-1,6-beta-glucosidase activity
Source: RefSeq, a predicted model, not a curated record
UUCAUAGCUCCGAGAUGACAUCACUGAUAUAUCCACCCUUUCCAAAUGCGUCACAUUCCUUGAAAAUGUACUCACAGCUUGGAACAUCAAUCGAUCCUGCGAUACAGAGUCCAGAAGCGAUCUGCUGCCCGUGAUGGACUGCCUCUUUCAAUAGAUACUGCCAGCUAGUUCCACGCGUCCUUGACGGCCAUUGAACACCCGUGUUGCGUCCUAUAAUCCUCCCAACACAUCAGUCUCAGUGUUGCUUCCCAUGCAUUUAGAAUUAGUCGCUGUAUGGUUCUGCAUCAACAGUCUCACAUCUUCGGGGACGAAUAUUACCUACAAAAAAUUGUCGUAGUAGCCAAGCAUCCGUCAAGCUGCUGCAGGACUAUGACUGACUCAAACUAUGCACCACCAACUGCGGAGGACAUAUUUCGCUACCGAUAUCAGCAUGGUACCAAUCUAGGCUCUAUGUUUGUGCAUGGGCCUUGGUUAAGUGAUGGAGCAUCCAGUAGUGACUCCGGAAGCUCCAAGGAGCUCGAAGAGGUAAAAAGGUCGCUCAAGGCUUGCGGACUCGAGGAAACCCGCUUGAAAUGGGAAGCACACUGGCGGACUUCCCUGACCGACUUUGACAUCAUAUGGCUCAAAGAUGUGGCACGGUGCAAUUCAAUACGAAUCCCGAUAGGCUUUUUUACCCUUGGGCCAGUCUUCUGUACGGGGACAGAUUUCGAAGGCGCCGCAUCGGAGGUGUACGUUAAUUGCUGGAAUAUCCUGAAACGUCUCAUCGAGAAAUGCUACCACCAUGGUAUCGGAGUCCUCAUUGAUUUUCAGAUCAUUCCAGGUAGUAUGGACCGGAACAGCCACAGUGAGAUUGGGAUUGCUGACUUCUGCGCGAGUGAGCGCAGUUGGACGAUGGCCACGGACUGCGUCACUUUUAUUGUCCAAGAAGUUACGUAUCAUGCGAUGGCUGGGGUGAUCGGAGUUCAAAUAUCUAGCGAAACGGACUGGAAAACCUGCGAUCUUCGGAAAUGGUACGAUGAAGUUCUCGAAAUCACGAGCUGUGUCAACCCAUCCCUACCCAUCUACAUCAGUGACGGUGGAAAUUUCGCCGAGGCGUUGGACUAUGCUUUGAGGAAAAACAGACUUGAGAGCCCUGUAGCCAGGAGUCCGAUUAUCGUGGAUACCCACAAGUAUUACACGACGGGAUCAUAUCAGCACAUGGACCCCAGGGCUAUCAUCUCACGGCUUCACAGCGAGCUCUCUGAACUUUCAACUCGUCAAGGCAAAGUAGGCUCUCAUCGAACUGCAGUCGAUGCCUACAUCGGACAAUACAGCUGCGCGAUGGAUGCACAAACCUGGGCCCGCGUGGAUGCGGCCGAGAGGCCGGCCUUAACCAAGACCUUCGGUCAAGAACAGAGCAAACAGUGGGAGUCCAAGACAUGCGGAUCCGCCUUCGUGGGCUAUAAAAUACACCGGAUAACCGGUGAUGAGUGGGACUUUGAGCGGCAAGUCAGUACUGAUGCUAUACCGCCUCCUUCAUGGCUCGCCAUUCCCCGAGCACAAGUUAUCAGUAAAAUUGCACAGGCUGAGACCCAGCGAUUGCAGUCCCGAGAGUCUGCUUUAUCGCAACACUCGGACUCACCGAAUACUCGCGAGCACCAACAGUAUGCCCUCGGCUGGGACCUUGGAUUCAAUGAUGCGUUGAACUUCUUCGGUGCAUUAUCACGAGACGUUCUUACUGGCGGCUGGAACGGAGGAGAGAAAAUCGGGGCAGUGGAGCUGUGGGUACGAAAACGAUUCGCUGACACCGGAAAGUUGAAUGAGGACUUUGCUGAGGAAUGGGAGAAUGGCUUCAGGAAGGGCGUCAGCGAUUUCUACGACUUAGUCGGUAUCAAUACCAACAGUGUUCAUUGAGAUACAGUAAUGUGAUGGAUGCUACGAUGCUGAAUAAAUUCAUGCUCUUACCAAUGUCGUGAUCAACUGCAUACUAUCAAUGUUCCUCGGGCGAACUUACUAGCAAGCCAAAUUAUUCGUGGAUAGUAGCACUUUAUACC